UGAAACACUUUUUGGAUCCUGUUAUAGAAACUAAAGAACAUUUAUCGCAGGAAAGUUCAGAGAACAAGUCUCCAAAUCAUAACAUUUAUGUGUCUGAGGAGCCUGAUGAAAUUAAGCCCACUAAAAGUCAGUAUAUAAAGCAAGGAUUAAUGAAACAAUUGCGAAGUAAUAGAGACAUUGUCUUACCAGUUUCCUUAGAGAUUAUGGAGCAUCAAUUAUCUCAAAAUAAAGCUAUUGAAAUUUGCUGUGAGAUUGAAGUUACAGAUAAAACUGCUAGAACACAAUUAUACAAAGAAAUGUUAAGCCAUCUACCUGGUAUUACAUUAGGAAACUUGUGUAUGAAAACUUUAAAAGCCAAGAAAAUUCGGAUGUUAUUUGGAAAAGAUAGAGUUGGAAUAGAAAAAAUUAAACAAGUUACCUACACCUAUUUUGAAGAAAGUGCCAAAUAUUUGAACUGGCAUGCUAAAUUAGUUGAUUCACCGAGUCAUUUGUCAGAUAAAAUCCGUUUGAACUUAUAUAGAGCAUAUACAGAGGAGACUGGGCUUGAUUCUUGGAUAAACUCUAAAACUCCUGAACCUCCACAAAUCGAAAAGGAUGCCGAAAAAAAGACAUUAUUUGUACUACAGAUAAAUGUUUAG
Racocetra fulgida is the source of this 638-nucleotide messenger RNA. NCBI's taxonomy places the organism in Eukaryota, Fungi, Glomeromycota, Glomeromycetes, Diversisporales, Gigasporaceae. The record is from the annotation of a GenBank genome assembly.